CACUGACCUAGAGCACGAAGCAGAAAGACAACAAGAGCUGCUAUUCAAAACAAAGAGGGGACGCUAGAAACACAACAGAUUCUUACCACAGAAGCUCCACUUUUUUUUCCUCUGGGCACUACGAGGUGUUCAGUUGACUUUCCUUUGUUACCUUUUGCAGCAAUAUAGGUCUCAUAAUGAGAUGCUGUACUUUAGUUUUGUUUUUGGUUUUGGGGGUUUGCAUGGAGAAGGGAUGGAGCAUUCCUCUCAAGCCCAUCUUUGUUACCUUCCCAGGAGACACCAUCAAACAAAUGACUGAUAUGGAGCUGGCAGAAGAUUAUUUGAAGAAAUUUGGCUACAUGCAAACUUUGCAACGCAGUGGCUUCCAGUCUAUGGUGUCCACUGAAAAAGCCUUGAAGAGGAUGCAGAGGCAGAUGGGGCUGGAGGAGACUGGACAGCUGGAUCAGCCCACCCUGGAUGCAAUGAGACGACCUCGCUGUGGGGUCCCUGAUGUGGCCAACUACAAAACGUUUGACGGAGACCUCAAAUGGGACCAUAAUGACAUCACUUACAGGAUCAUCAACUAUUCACCGGACAUGGAGAGCUCCUUGAUUGAUGACGCCUUUGCCCGAGCCUUUAAGGUGUGGAGUGAUGUGACUCCUCUGACUUUCACCCGCCUCCUUGAUGGAACAGCUGACAUCAUGAUAUCUUUUGGAAAACUCGAUCAUGGAGACCCCUACCCAUUUGAUGGGAAGGAUGGUCUUCUGGCUCAUGCCUAUCCACCUGGUGAGGGUCUGCAAGGAGAUGCCCACUUUGAUGAUGACGAACACUGGACCCUGGGAACAGGAACAGUCGUGAAGACUCGCUAUGGGAAUGCGGAUGGUGCCCUGUGCCACUUCCCCUUUAUUUUUGAGGGUAAAUCUUACACCACCUGCACCACUGAGGGCCGCACAGAUAACCUGCCCUGGUGUGGCACCACAGCCGACUACGACAAGGACAAGAAGUAUGGGUUCUGCCCCAGUGAACUUCUCUACACAUUUGGAGGAAACGCUGGGGGAGCAGAGUGUGUCUUCCCCUUUGUCUUCCAGGGGAAGGAAUAUGACAGCUGUACCACAGAGGGCCGCAGUGAUGGCUACCGCUGGUGUGCUACCACAGACAACUUUGACAGGGAUGUGAAAUAUGGAUUCUGUCCCAGUCGUGAGACUGCUGUAAUCGGCGGAAAUUCUGAGGGAGAGCCCUGCCACUUCCCCUUUGUGUUCCAGGGCAAAUCGUAUGACUCCUGCACCAGUGAGGGACGAGGAGAUGGAAAGUUGUGGUGCAGUACCACUGACGACUACGAUGACGACCAGAAAUGGGGCUUCUGUCCCGACCAAGGUUACAGCUUGUUCCUGGUAGCCGCCCAUGAGUUUGGACAUGCCCUGGGCCUGGAUCACUCCAGCAUCAGGGAGGCUCUCAUGUACCCCAUGUACAGCUACGUAGAGGACUUCUCCCUCCAUGAAGAUGACGUUGAAGGCAUUCAGUAUCUCUAUGGAAGAAAAACUGGCCCUGAUCCCACACCACCUCAGCCCACCACUGACUACCCAGACACUGAUGACACCGACGCAACAGAGGAGCCUGAACCCACCGAGCCCAGCACUCCCACCACAACCCCUGUGGAUCCAACCAUAGAUGCCUGCAAGGUCCCAAAAUUUGACACCAUCACAGUGAUUGAGGGAGAGCUGCAUUUCUUCAAGGACGGACAUUACUGGAAGAUGCCCAGCAAGCAAAACGGAGAGCUCAUGGGACCAUUUUCUAUCUCUAAGAGGUGGCCACAUCUACCAGCUGUCAUUGACUCUGCUUUUGAGGAUCUUCUGACCAAGAAAAUGUACUUCUUCUCAGGGCCACAGUUCUGGGUUUACACAGGCCAGAAUGUUCAUGGUCCUCGCAGUUUGGAGAAGCUGGGCCUCCCCAGUAGUGUUCAGAAGGUGGAGGGGGCACUGCAGAGGGGGAAAGGAAAAGUGCUGCUUUUCAGUGGGGAGAACUUCUGGAGGCUUGAUGUGAAGGCCCAGAAAAUUGACAGAGGAUACCCCCGAUACACAGAUUCAGUCUUUGGUGGAGUCCCUAAUGAUGCUCAUGAUGUGUUCCAAUACAAAGGUCACAUCUAUUUCUGCAGGGAUCGAUUCUAUUGGCGUAUGAAUUCCCGAAGGCAGGUGGAUCGCGUUGGUUAUGUGAAAUACGACCUUCUGAAGUGCACCGAUGCCUCAAGCAGUGGAUAUUGAAGGAGAUAUUAACAAGUGCAAGAAAGCAUCUGUAAUGUGGUAGCAAAUUAUGUCUCUCUCCUGCACAGGUGACCAGGAGAAUGUGAUGCAGCAUUUGGGCAAAGCACCUGUUGUAUAAUUUGUGUGCGCUUUCUGGGAUGUGAAUAAUAGUCAUUUCUGAUGUUGGCUAAAACUUCUACAGCACUGGCCUACAAACAUUGUGAAGGUUCAGUUCAGGAAAGCAAUGCCUCUGUCUGCCUUCUGUCAGAUAAUCUGUGAACUGGUAGGUUAUGGUGGCAUAAAAUUAAACUCCCAUAACCAUUAUUUAAUAUUCUAUAAAAGAAUAUAUAGGCUAGCUGGGUCAUUCCAGACUUCCUAAAUAAUUUUCCAUGUCUGACAGGUUCAGACUUAUAACAGUAUUGGAUUAUUUUAAUAUUUAUAGCAAUAUCUAAUAAUAUUUUUUGUGUUCUAAAGCUUGUGUUUUGUAUAUGUGUAUGUAUUUCUGAAUUUGGCUGAGAUGCCGGUUAUGUUGCACUGGAUGACAACGCAUGUCUCCUUCACUGAGUAUUUAUGAAAAUUAAAUUUUUGUAUUAAAUCUAAAACCUUCAAUGCAAUAAAAACUUCAUGACAAAUACCUAA
Sphaeramia orbicularis (orbiculate cardinalfish) is the source of this 2855-nucleotide messenger RNA. It is a transcript of the gene mmp9, whose product is annotated as matrix metallopeptidase 9. Gene Ontology annotation, molecular function: metalloendopeptidase activity; zinc ion binding. The coding region runs from base 177 to 2237 and encodes 686 amino acids. NCBI's taxonomy places the organism in Eukaryota, Metazoa, Chordata, Actinopteri, Kurtiformes, Apogonidae. The transcript has 13 exons. Gene Ontology annotation, biological process: proteolysis; collagen catabolic process; extracellular matrix organization. Gene Ontology annotation, cellular component: extracellular matrix. The record is from RefSeq and is a predicted model, not a curated record.